Messenger RNA from Lycium barbarum (goji berry), 897 nucleotides. RefSeq lists its product as uncharacterized. The coding region runs from base 1 to 897 and encodes 298 amino acids. The transcript has a single exon. Gene Ontology annotation, molecular function: nucleic acid binding; zinc ion binding. The record is from RefSeq and is a predicted model, not a curated record. NCBI's taxonomy places the organism in Eukaryota, Viridiplantae, Streptophyta, Magnoliopsida, Solanales, Solanaceae.
AUGAUUUUCCUUCGUCAUCAUCUGGAUGAAGGAUUGAAGGUUGAAUACCUGACAGUGAAAGAUCCACUUGAAUUGUGGACUGGUUUGAAGGAAAUGUAUGACCACAUUAAGGUAACGGCAUUGCCCAAGGCUCGUUAUGAGUGGAUUCACUUACGGUUACAGGAUUUUAAAACUGUAUGUGAUUAUAACUCUGUUGUUUAUACAAUUACUUCCCAAUUGAAGUUAUGUGGGGAUAAUAUAACUGAUGAGGAUAUGUUAGAAAAGACUCUUACUACUUUUCAUGCCUCUAAUGUGGUAUUACAACAACAGUACCGUGAGAGGAGUUUUAAAUGGCAUGCUGAUUUGAUCUCAUGUCUUCUUGUGGCUGCGCAGCAUAAUACCCUUUUAUUGAAAAAUCAUGAAGCCCGUCCCAUUGGAACUGCUCCAUUCCCGGAAGCAAAUGUGAUAGUAGCACAUGGCCCAGCUGAAAGAAGACAAAAUAAUUGGGGCCAUGAUAAUGAGCGUGGUCGUGGCAAGGGCAAGGGACGAUAUAAUAAUCGUUGUGAUGGUGGUCACCAUAAAAGGGAGAACAAUAUGGGUUAUCAAGACAAUCCUUCAAGGAGCAAUUGUUAUCAUUGUGGUUUGAAAGGUCACUGGAAAAAUGAAUGUCGGGCACCUAAAUAUUUUGCUAGGCUUUAUCAAAAUUCCUUCAAAAGAAAGGCAAAUAGAGGUGGUGCCUCUUCUCCUAAUGCCCGGGUGGAGUCACACAUGACUUUAAAGAAUGAUGAGGAGGCAGGGCCUUCACGAAAAUAUGAUGAUAAUGUUGAAGCUAACUUGACUUUGAAAGAUGAUAAUUUUGAUGGGCUGGAUGAUAUUACUCAUUUGGAAGUUGAAGAUUUCUUUGGAGAUCAAAAUUGA